ACUGUGGCCCCCAGGACGUCCUGUACGGCUCGGAGCGCUGGCACUCCUUGCACCUGGCCAACCUGGUGGAGGGAACCUACCUCUUCCAGCUACGUGUCAGCGACCCUCAGGGACGAUUUAGCGCAGCCACCGCUACCGUGGAGGUGCUCCCUGACCCCCUCCGGCAGGCCGAGGUGGAGCUGGAGCUGCAGGCGACUGUGUCCCAGGUGAGCCAACAACAGAUGGACACACUGGUGGGGCAGCUGGCGGAGCUGCUGCACAUGCCAGACGCCAACGUGACAGUGCGCAGCCUGUCUGCGGGGUCAGAGGUCAGCACCGUGCUCCGGAUCUCGGCGCAGGGCCAAGGCGAGCCCCUCCCCGGCCCCCUGCUGGCCCGGCGCCUGUGUGUGCUGCUGCUUGGGGACACACAGCUGCUGCCAUUCAGGGUGCUGCGCGUGGACACCCGCAUGUGUUUGCUACGGUGUUCAGACCACGGCCGCUGUGACCCCAUCACCAAGCGCUGUGUCUGUGAGCCAUUCUGGAUGGAGAAUCCCAUCCGUCGCCUCCUACAGGACAGGGAAAACAAUUGCGGUGAGCGCUGUAAUUAUUUUUUGAGAGCCUGGCAGUGAGCAGAUAUGAGCCAGUCUCCUGUAAUCCCCCUUGCCUCUUGCAGUGAGCAGAUAUGAGCCAGUCUCCUGUAAUCCCCCUUGC
This is a messenger RNA of Paramormyrops kingsleyae, 690 nucleotides long. NCBI's taxonomy places the organism in Eukaryota, Metazoa, Chordata, Actinopteri, Osteoglossiformes, Mormyridae. The record is from RefSeq and is a predicted model, not a curated record.